Glycine soja is the source of this 875-nucleotide messenger RNA. Its product is annotated as 40S ribosomal protein S15a-1. Lineage: Eukaryota; Viridiplantae; Streptophyta; Magnoliopsida; Fabales; Fabaceae. Gene Ontology annotation, cellular component: ribosome; cytosolic small ribosomal subunit. Gene Ontology annotation, molecular function: structural constituent of ribosome. Gene Ontology annotation, biological process: translation. Bases 165 to 557 code for a protein of 130 amino acids. The record is from RefSeq and is a predicted model, not a curated record. The transcript has 4 exons.
CAGGCCCAAAUAUGGCCCAACAAGAGGUUAUGAAGCUCCUAAACCCUAAAUAUACAGAGUCGUGAGUCUACUUAUUUGCGUGUUUUCAUCGUUGUCGUUCAGUUCUGAACGGAAAAGCACCGUCGCACCUUCCCUGAGGCUUCUCUUGUCUGUCGCGAGUGACCAUGGUGAGGGUUAGUGUGCUGAACGAUGCUCUGAAGAGCAUGUACAAUGCUGAGAAAAGGGGAAAGCGCCAAGUCAUGAUUCGGCCAUCCUCCAAAGUCAUUAUCAAAUUCCUUUUGGUGAUGCAGAAGCACGGAUACAUUGGAGAGUUUGAGUAUGUUGAUGACCACAGGGCUGGUAAAAUCGUGGUUGAAUUGAACGGUAGACUGAACAAGUGUGGGGUUAUUAGUCCCCGUUUUGAUGUCGGCGUCAAAGAGAUUGAAGGUUGGACUGCUAGGCUUCUCCCCUCAAGACAGUUUGGGUAUAUUGUAUUGACUACCUCUGCCGGCAUCAUGGAUCACGAAGAAGCUAGGAGAAAAAAUGUUGGUGGUAAGGUACUGGGUUUCUUCUACUAGAGUUUAAUUUCGAUUAAGAGGAUGUCAGGAAUUUCAAUUGAGAUUCAUGGAUUGUAAUGGAGGAUAUGCUAGGCCCCUAGUAAUAUCAAGCAUAGCAGGAGCUGUUUUGUGAUGUUCCUUAUUUUGUUUGCAAAACCAAGUUGGUAACUAUAACUUUUAUUUUCUUUUAUCAUUAUUUUUCUUUAUACCAAAAUGUACUGGCCAAGUUGUUUUAAACAGUGAGAACUUUGAUUAGAAAGUGGGAGCAUGGCGAUGUUUGAGUUGGUGUGGGCGAGUCAUGAUAUUUCAUUGAAUAGAUUGAAUUCUCAUGUUCAAAAA